Rotaria sp. Silwood1 is the source of this 492-nucleotide messenger RNA. The record is from the annotation of a GenBank genome assembly. NCBI's taxonomy places the organism in Eukaryota, Metazoa, Rotifera, Eurotatoria, Philodinida, Philodinidae.
AUGCCAAGUCACCAGCAUUCUACACAAAACCAACAACCACAUCAUCGUCAACAACAAUAUGCUCGUCGUCAUCAUCGACGUGAACGGAAAGUUCCACAAGUGAUUGAAAUUUCCAAAGAUAUGGCAACAUCGAAAAUUCAAGUUUGGAUCACAUCCAAUGGCUGGUCAUCCAUCAAUAUGGAACGUUCAACAAACAAAAGUCGACAAAAUCGAAACGAUCGUCGUCAACAACCAACACCACCACAAAAACAACAACAACAACAACAACCACUCUACCAAAAACGAAUUGUUGUGCCCAUAAGAGGCGUUUCGGUGACGUUUUGCGUCACUUCAACAAGCCCGAUGGUGGUUCAAGUAGUGUCGCCGGUACCGGUGAAGAAUACACCGAUACCUGGUGGUGUUCGUGGUCGGCUUCAACUUGCCGACAGUGUUGGUGGUGGUGUUAGUGGUGGCAGCACGGUGGAAUUAAUUGACGAAUUUGAUGGAUUAUAA